Messenger RNA from Candidozyma haemuli, 450 nucleotides. RefSeq lists its product as uncharacterized. The transcript has a single exon. NCBI's taxonomy places the organism in Eukaryota, Fungi, Ascomycota, Pichiomycetes, Serinales, Metschnikowiaceae. Bases 1 to 450 code for a protein of 149 amino acids. The record is from RefSeq and is a predicted model, not a curated record.
AUGUUCAGGGCCUCCGCUCGUGCUACUAGAUUAAGCUUCAAGAGGUUCAACUCGUCAGGCCAUCAUGAUGCGCCAGCGCCCACUCAGAAUGAGAUUGACGUGACGAAAGUGUUUGGUGUCGCUCUUUUGGCUGGCGUUUCUCUCUUCUUCUACAGAUCUUCCAAAGAGCCUGUCAUCAAAACUCCAUUGUAUAACCAAGUCGAGGACCGUGUGCAAAUGAGGAAUGAGGCUUACGCCAAAAAAUACAAGGCUUCUUUCAUCAAGUCUUUCAUCAGAGAUAAAGGAGGCAUCGGCCUGAAGCAGCACAGAAGACAAGCCAUCGGUGCUGUGCCAACUGUUCUUAUUCCCACACAUUCCCCAUACGCCAACCAGUUCGGCGCUGGUAUCAAGACGGCCGAUUUGGGUCCCAGAAAGGAAAGAGUCAAGUACUAUGCUCCAUUGGAAAACUAG